Molecule: messenger RNA, 3165 nt
Organism: Emericellopsis atlantica
Lineage: Eukaryota; Fungi; Ascomycota; Sordariomycetes; Hypocreales; Bionectriaceae
Product: vacuolar sorting protein
Exons: 2
Coding region: 190-2676 (828 amino acids)
Biological process (GO): intracellular protein transport; vacuole fusion, non-autophagic; endosomal transport
Cellular component (GO): cytoplasm; HOPS complex; lysosomal membrane
Molecular function (GO): actin binding
Source: RefSeq, a predicted model, not a curated record
UCUGUCGGGCGGCACCCUUGAUCGCCAGGCCGACAACGCGCCUGGUUCAACCGAGGAUCUUCCAUCGACGUCACCGCGUCGCAAGGCACCUGAGCUUUGACGAGAUCACGCGCCUCCAAUUCACCCACUGCUGCGAUUGCUUCAACAAGAUUAAGCGUGACUUCCAUCGCCAUGCGAUAGCGCGUCGACAUGGACACCCUCCACCCACGCGCUGAGUGGGAGAGUGUCGGCGAUAAGUGGUUCCGCAAGACGCAGCUCUACACCGAGGUGUUCGACCAGGAUCUUGACCUUGACAAUUACGUCGUGACCGGCGCUCCGUACGCAGGCGCACUCGCAUUAUGGCGGGACGACACAAAGCUGCAGGAGUACCGACCUGGACAGUCGUCGAAACCUUCGAUAGACAUCUACACCCUUGCUGGCAAGAAGCUGCGCAGCAUACCAUGGGACAAGGGGACCAUCAAGAGUCUCGGAUGGUCCGAGGAUGAGACCCUCCUGGUCGUGACAUCUGAUGGAAACGUGAGGUGUUACGACCUGCAAGGCGACUUUAGUCACUUCUCGCUUGGCCAUGGCGCCGAUAACUUUGGGGUGGAAUCAUGCCGGUUCUACGACAACGGCAUGGUCGCUUUGUUGGGAAACAAUGCUCUCAUCUCGGUGUCUUCGUACUCAGAACCGCGGCCAAAGCAACUAGCGCGGUCUCCGGAGGGGCAGAUUCAUGCAUGGGGCAUCAUCUCGCCAGAUCACACACUCUCUCGUUCCGUCGAGGUUCUUCUCAGCAUCAAUUCGACCGUGUACGUUGUCGACGCGACAGAGUGCGAGGAUCGGUUUCUAGAUAUCGGACCUUUCAGCCACAUCAGUGUUUCGCCGGAUGGUCAGUUUGUCAAUCUGUAUGGCAAAAACGGCACAGCACACAUUAUUUCCAGUGAUUUCAGAGAACGGAUAUUCGAGCACAACUCAGAUUCCAACACGCCACCCAAGUACGUGGAAUGGUGCGGCAGCGAUGCGCUCAUUGCGUGGGAGGACGAGGUGCACAUCAUUGGUCCCGGCGAGGAAUCCUCGACAUACAUCUACGACAGCACACGGGUACAUGUAAUCUCGGAAUACGACGGUGCCAGGCUCAUCACGAACGACUUUUGCGAAUUCCUGGAGAGAGUACCGCGGGAGACGAUACAGGUACUGGGGCACGCCUCCGAAUCAUCGCCUGCAUCGAUUCUCCUUGAUGCUGUGGGCCAACUGGAGCUCGAGUCGCCCAAGGCGGACGAUUACAUCCAGCUCAUCCGGCCGAAUCUCACGGAAGCCGUGGACACGUGCGUGAAUGCGGCUGGCCGCGAGUUUGAGACGUACUGGCAGAAGCAACUACUCAAGGCGGCUUCUUUUGGCAAAUCGGUGCUCGACAUCUACAACAGCGAUGAUUUCGUGGACAUGUGCGAAACGCUGAGGGUUCUCAAUGCUGUCCGAUACUAUGAGCUUGGAAUAGCCCUGUCAUUUGAGCAGUACCAGCGCCUUACCCCCGAGAAACUAAUUCGACGCCUCCUGAGUCGCCAUGAGUACCUGCUAGCUCUCAAAAUUGCCGGAUAUCUCAAGCUGCCAACAGAUCGCAUCUACGUGCAUUGGGCCUCGACCAAGGUACGCGUAGGGUCAGAAGACGACGAUACCAUUUGCCGCUUAGUGGUCGAUCGACUAUCAGGCAAGCCUGGAAUUUCUUUCGAGGAGAUCGCACGUGCAGCCUACCACGAAGGACGCCAUCGCCUUGCCACCGAGCUUCUGAACCAUGAGUCGCGGGGAGGCCGCCAGGUGCCGCUGUUGCUAGACAUGGAAGAGGACGAGCUUGCGCUGGACAAGGCCGUCGAGAGCGGUGAUACCGACCUCAUACUGUCAGUGCUGCUGCAGCUCAAGAAGAAACUACCCCUCGCCAGCUUCUUCCGCACAAUCAACUCACGGCCGGCAGCGACCGCGUUGGUCGAGGCGUCUGCUCUCAGAGAAGGCGACAAUACGCUCCUGAAGGACCUGUACUACCAGGACGACCGCCGCGUUGAUGGCGCAAAUGUGUUCAUCAGAGAAUCUCUACAACAGCCAGAUGCCAGGACCGCUGUGGACAAGAUGGCGCUUGCUGCCAAGCUCCUUUCGGACUCUCGCGAGACGUCCUUUGAAGUGCACGCCCUCAAAGAAGCGACGACGCUUCUGCGCAUGCAGGACUCUCUUGAUCGCGACUUGUCGGACACCUUUACUGGUCUGAGCGUGAACGAGACCAUGUUCAAGCUCAUGCGCCUCGGGUACAAUGGGCGGGCGAAGAAGAUUCAGAGCGAGUUCAAGGUACCGGAGAAGGUGGCGUGGUGGAUUCGACUACGUGCACUUGUCGCCAAGCGAGACUGGAACGAGAUUGAGGAUAUCUCCAAGUCGCGAAACAGCCCGAUUGGGUGGCAACCCUUUUAUAAUCUCACCUUGCAGGCCGGCAACCCUCGUCUGGCUGCGGUCUUUAUCCCCAAAUGUACCGGGCUUGAGCCUGGGGAGACUAUUGAAAUGUACGAGAAGUGCGGUAUGCGCAUCAAGGCUGCCGAGGAGGCUGUGAAGCAAAAGAACCAGGAGGCAUGGCAGAGGCUCCUCGAUGCCGCCGGUAAAGGCUCGCAGGAGGGGCGUGAGAUUGAGCGGCUGGGACAUGCGGCAUUCAAGAAGAGCUGAGCCUGUUUCAUCAAACGACAAUAGUACUACGUGAUACCUUCUUGGGGUCUGGUAGUCGAAACAUGGGGUUUGGGAUGGUCGAGUGACUCGAGUCGUCGACCAGGUCCAGACCCUUGAGCGGGAUGGAUCUAGAUCCGCCAUACAAGAACUACAGAGGCGCGCUUGGCCUAAUUCACAUCACGGCAGUCCUUGCUUUUCUUGGGAAGAAUGAUGUGGGUAUUGCAUUGAUCGGAAUGUAGAUUGAUCGGGAUCCCGCAACGUUAGAUUCGAAACAUUUCCAACCCUCGUGACGUUUCGCUGCCUACCCUACGUCGAAGACUUUGGACAUACCUACGUCAGGCAUGUUGUUUGACGGUUCGAAACACUUCUACCAAGUAGCACACAUAGUUCGCGCUAUGUUUCACGAAUUUAGUUUAUGGAUUUAGUCUUUGCCCUAGUUUCUAUACCAACCGUGCGGCAUCGAGUCAUGCGGCCUCGACCUAGGGGACA